Entelurus aequoreus (snake pipefish) is the source of this 4410-nucleotide messenger RNA. Its product is annotated as transcription factor E2-alpha-like. Gene Ontology annotation, biological process: regulation of transcription by RNA polymerase II. The record is from RefSeq and is a predicted model, not a curated record. Gene Ontology annotation, cellular component: transcription regulator complex. Gene Ontology annotation, molecular function: DNA-binding transcription factor activity, RNA polymerase II-specific; protein dimerization activity; RNA polymerase II cis-regulatory region sequence-specific DNA binding. The transcript is spliced from 19 exons. Bases 560 to 2458 code for a protein of 632 amino acids. Lineage: Eukaryota; Metazoa; Chordata; Actinopteri; Syngnathiformes; Syngnathidae.
CCGCCCCUCGACAUAGAUCCUCGCGAUUUGUCCGUCCCAACCUCCCCGUUCGAUGGCUCCAGACGAAAUGAAACAUAUCCGUCAUUUGUGACUAUUUUCACACCGAUUGGCCUAAUCGGGAAGACGUUUUGUAUCGUCCAUUCGUUUUUGGUGAAAUUGGACACCGCUGAUGCGUCCAAGUCGUCCUGUGGGCCGUGCCGCGGAGGGAUACAUGUGUGGAAGCGACAAUGUGGAGGCUGUUAAAAUGUCGACUUGGAAAAUGAAGUCGCUUCAAUUUCAGCGAGAUUAAGAAAACGCUGCAAUGGUUUAGUUAUGUGUUUAGUUAUGUGUGCCGUCAGAGACGUGUUUUUACUUUCCUAACGAAGACAGCGUCGAGGCGGCGGAGUGUUUCAAUCUUGGCUUUCCUCAUCUUCCUCAAGCAGUCCGGAGGAGCGCGGAGGGAAAGAUCAAAGAUCCUGUUUAUAAGUUUCUUUUUCUCGCAUCUCCGCUCCUUUACUUCUCUUUCUUGGAUGCUACACAACUGAGCCAAGUGGCUUGCUGAGACUGAAAGCAGCAGAGAAUGACUGCAGUGGGCACAGACAAGGAGCUCAGCGACUUGCUGGAUUUUAGCGCGAUGUUUGAGCUUCCAGUUUCAAGUGGCAAAAAUCGGCCAACUACACUUGCCAGCAGUCAGUUUGGAGGUUCAGGGGUUGAUGAAAGAAAUGGGUCGAGUUCUUGGGGGCCCGGAGAACAGAACAGUCCAUCGUUCAGUCAGGGAAGGUGUUUUGCUGAAGAGGGCAUUUAUAGUGAGCAAGAUGGCAUUCCACAUGGCACCGUAUUUGGCACAGGGAUCACUGGGAAGGCUGAGAGAGGACCAUACUCGUCAUUUGCAACGCAGCCUGGCUUUAUGCCCAGUGCUGAUGCCCUUUCCCCCUCUGGUUUGAAGCCCUCGUCACAGUUUUAUUCCUCUUAUGAGAGCAACAAUCCUCGCAGACGACCCGCACAAGACCCCGUUGAUUCGCAGCCAAAAAAGAUCCGGAAGGUGCCCCCUGGCCUGCCUUCCUCUGUUUGUACCUCAGCCUCAAGUGAUGAAUUUAACAGGGACAAUGUUGGCUACUCUGCUUCCAAAGCAGGAAGCAUUUACCCACCACCCUUCUACAUGCAAGAAGGCCUCCACCCACCCUCCGAUUCAUGGGGUUCUGCUGGGUCGAUGGUUCAGCCUGGUUAUCCUUCCAUGCUGGGUAACCCCCCCCAUCUGAGCCAGCAUGGUCCCUUCACUGCCAUCAACCCCCAAGACAGACUGAAACGUCAGCCACUGCCCCUCUCACCCCAAAACUACCCCCUACAUGGCAGUGAAGUGAACGGGGCUCACCCGGCUGGUUUCCACUCUGGCUCCAACAGCUAUGGCGUUCCAAGUCACACGCCUCCUAUUGCUGCCAAUCGGGGAACAGUACCUGGAAGUUCUGGUGAUGAGAUUGGGAAAGCGCUGGCAUCUAUCUAUCCUUCAGACCCCAACAGCAAUGGCUACUCUUCAUCCCCAUCCACCCCUUCUGGUUCUCCUCAGGCUGCAUCAGUAUCUGCCUCCCAGUGGACAAGAUCUUCUGGCCAAGCUACACCUUCACCUAGCUUUCAUGGAGGACUUCAGGCAAUGCCUAAUAAACUGGAGGACCGCCUGGAUGAAGCUCUUAACGUUCUUCAGCGCCAUGCCAGUGGGCAAGGAGGAGCAGGACUAGCUGAGAUGCAGAGUCUGCUGGCAUCUGGUUUGGGCUUACCUCCAGCCUUUAGCAGUGCAGCACUCGGCCUUGCCAGUCGCCUGCCUGGCCUGCUCACCGGUCACCAUGAGGACUCUGCGAGACUGCCCUCUAGUGGAGGACUUGUGCAUGGUCACCACGGCUCCACGUCUGCUCUGCCAGGCUCUCAGACUGAUAGUUUCACCAGUAAGUCCUUCUUUGCUGUAAGAAAUAUUGAGAAACUUAUACCUUCCGUCCUGUGUUUUUUAAUGACAGGCUUGGUGAACAGCCUAAAUCGUUCCAGUGGCGCUGACAUUAAACGAGAGAGCAAGCAGGACGAUGAAAACUGUUCCGUUACUGACAAGUCAGAGGACGAGAACAAAGAGCUAAAUGCCCAUCUUCUAACAAGUCUGAAUGAUGAGGAUGACGAUGAUGAAGACCUACCAGUGGAGAUUAAAGCUGGGCGGGAGAAAGUGCGCAGGAUGGCAAACAAUGCCCGCGAGCGGCUCCGUGUGCGGGACAUCAACGAGGCCUUUAAGGAGCUGGGCCGCAUGUGUCAGCUCCAUCUGAACUAUGAGAAACCGCAGACCAAAUUGAACGUACUCCAACAGGCCGUUAACGUUAUUCUCAACCUGGAGCAGCAAGUCCGAGAGCGUAACCUCAACCCAAAGGCUGCCUGCCUGAAGAGAAGAGAGGAGGAGAAAGUGUCGGGUGUGGACCCUCAGAUGCAGCUGGGUGGGGGUCUCUGAGGUGACACUAUAAGCCAUCAGUAAUUCCAAGCCGUUUGAACACGUGGCCUUAAUCUCUGCUGGUGACGCACCUGAGUGUUCUUUGGACAGACUAAGAAGGGCCACAAUGACACAAAUGUGUGUUCAUCUUUACACCUUUCACCCAAGGACACCAAUGUGAAGACACCAUCAUGUUUUUCUAAGACUUUCUUAAGAAAAGAAAGAGUGCUUUAUGUUUUUGGAUCAGAAAGACAUUUGGGAUCAUUUACAACUUUGAGUCCAGUUGGUAUUAUCUGUUAAAUAUGUGGCAUUCUCCCCUGCAACGGAGGUCCUACAUCUUGAAGAAGCAAAGGAAGACAUGUUCCAUCAACAACCUCCAUCCAUGUUGGACGCCUCUCGUAGAAAGAGGGGUCUGAUAUAUAUAUAUAUAUAUUUCUUACUCUGCCCGAUGAGGUAAUACUGACCUGUCUGGUGUUUUUCUCCUCGUAAACCGUGGAUCCUACGGGUCACUGCCAUGCAAGUGGAAUGAAAAGACUCCACAGCUUCUAGACUUCAUGUGUUCAGAUCUGGUCUUAGCACUCAUCCUGGACAGUCCAUUCACAAAAGGGGCAUUUUUUUUCUUGAUUUAGAAACAACAUGCGACAUAUUUUGCUUCAGUAACUUUCUUUCUUAGAUAACCGUCAGACCAGAACGGCUAUGAUACAGUCUUGCAAUUAAGAAUAUUAUUAUUUCAUGCAGGUGGCCUUUUGAACUCCAGUUGGACCAAUCAGGAUGCAGAUUAUUUCCAGGUCUGAGCGCUUCCAAUUUGUCAAAAGGUGUAAUGGAAAACAUACGUGAGUGUUGAAAGGGAUCAUGAGUUUUGAAAUGCUAAGUAAGUAAGUUGCCACUAUUGACUUGCACGCUUGUUUUUUUCUUCCAUUUUGAACAACUGCAAAGCCUCUUUGUAACGAUCUUCCUUUUGUAGAAUUUGUUAGCCAUGUUUUUAUGUUCAUGUUUUUCCCCCCACUUUGUAAAAUAGUUAUGGAGAGUUGGGGUUUAUACAUUUGGGAUGAUUCUUUCUUUUUUGUUUACAUUGUUUGAAUUGAAGACAACCUUUUUUAAGAUAAUGGGAACAAAGUGAGGUGUUGUGCCAGGUGCCUGCAAAUGUUAGAAAUGACAACAGUCUGGCUUGUAAUGUCACAUGUUGUGAUAACCUUUUUUCUUGUUUCUGUGCAAACUUGGCAUUUGUAUUUCAAUUCCUCACCUAUUUUGAAACAGUAUUUAGGGUUUUUCUCCAUAAUGUCCAAUGUUAGUUCAUUUGAGGUGGUGGCACAAUUCAACUCAAUUCUAAUAGAAAUCAUCAUUCUGAAUUCAUAAGGGGGGCUUGCUUAGUCAUUUUCCUGACUUUGGGGAGUUUUAUAAUGGUUACUCACCAGUGCCUGAAUAUUUCUGUUACACAUUGCAUAUAAUAACGCGGGUUUAAAAGAUGUAGUUCAUCUGAAGAAUUUAUUGAGGCUGACCAACAACCUGGUCUAUAACUGGUCAAAUACUUACUGAUUUAUAUUUGAAUUUGUUUUAGUCAUGUACAUUCAUAUGUAUGAUAUAUCAAGACAAAAACCUUACACGGUGAUGUGUAACUUUAUUUGUCUCACUUGCGGAGUAUGCCUAUGAAUGGCCCCUAACUUUUAUUUUGGUCUGAAAAUAAGUCUUGUGAUUACCUUGCAAAUGAUCACAAAUGACUUGUAUUUGUUUAUGUAAAUGUUUUUUUUUUACAGUUUGCAAGUAUAAAAGCAUACAAUUUCCUUUAUUAGAGAACUUUUUGUCAUCUACAGCAAAUUACUUCCUACAGCUCUUUCUGUCUUUAUGAAUAUUUGAGGGCAAUAUCUUUGUAGGCCAUGUCCUCAGAGUGCCUCCACUUUCCUAUUUUUAUAUAUAAAGUAGAUAUUGACAACUGUUGUGUAUAUAACAGUAAUGUAGCAAUAAAUGUGCCAUUU